Gordionus sp. m RMFG-2023 is the source of this 1491-nucleotide messenger RNA. RefSeq lists its product as uncharacterized. NCBI's taxonomy places the organism in Eukaryota, Metazoa, Nematomorpha, Gordioida, Chordodea, Parachordodidae. The coding region runs from base 118 to 1368 and encodes 416 amino acids. The record is from RefSeq and is a predicted model, not a curated record. Gene Ontology annotation, molecular function: metalloendopeptidase activity. The transcript has 10 exons. Gene Ontology annotation, biological process: proteolysis.
UAUUCAAUUUGUAUAAAAUUUAAAUAUAAUAUAAAUUGAUAUUUUUUUAAGUUUUUUUGUGCCUUGAUAUCAUACUUUAACAUUUAUGAAAUAUUAAAUUUUAUCAAAUAUAUAAUCAUGAAAGUUUAUAUAAGCUUAAUUUAUCUAUUUUAUUUAAUCCUUAUCCAAUACACUCCUCAGGAAGCCAUCUCACCUUUAGAAAUAUUUUUGAACAAAGGCGCCAUUCGUGGCAAAAUUCCUCUGGGCGUUGGAAAAGAAUAUGUUUUUCCCAUAAGAUUGGAUGAUAAUCAUUGGUCAGAUAAUAUAACCAUAGGAAUGCAAACUUACGAAUAUGGUCAAUUACAAUUCCAUGUACUCAAAGUUAAUUCUAGCUUUAAUGAAGGAAUUGAAAGCCGGCAAGCGAAAAGCUUAGAAAAUAUCAGACUCUCUUUAUACGAAGGCAAUGUUUCAGUUUUAGAAAACAAUGUCAGAAAUAAUUAUCCCGUUUCUUUGAUAUUUAAAAAUGGGCGUUUGGAUACAAUAUUUUCAAUAGGCGAAUUUCAUUUUGAAGUAUAUCCUAUAUGGAAUGAGACUGCGACUGCCAACUAUACCAAACUGGUAACUUAUCCUCACAGAUUUAUAAAAUAUAAAUUAGUAAAUUCAUCCGAAAUAAAAGGAGUAGACAUGUCGACAACUUUCCAAAAAGAUGAUCAAGGCAAAUCUUCAUCCAAAUUAUUGGGAGAAGAUAACAUUGAUAUUUUGCACAAAUCAUAUGUGAUUGAAGGAGCAUUAUUUAUAGAUGAACAUGAUAGCAAUAAUAUAACCGAGGAGAUGAUCAUUCUGAUUGGGGAAAAACUCUCCAAAAUAUUUGAAGUUUUAUUAUUUCGUAUUAACAUCCGAUUCAAGUUGGUUGCUUGGUUUCCAUAUCCAAAAGAUUUGGUUAUUGAUGAGAAUAUGGUACAGAAUCAACGAAACUUGGAAAAAUACAUAUCUACCCACCCCUUAAGACAUACAUACGAUGUGGGCAUGUUGAUUUCUAGCCGGGCUAUUGAAAGCAUUAACAAAGGAUAUGUCGUAGGUUGGGCUAAUGUAGGAACCAUGUGCAGAAGGAAUCAGAGUGCUUUAGUUGCUUGGUACAAGCCAACAAGUGUAGCCUAUUUUCUGUCUCACGAAUUAGCUCAUUUAUUAAAUUCAUAUCACGACAGUGAGCAAGAAUGCGAUAAAGGUUCCCAAUUAGAAGAUCAACCUUAUAUUGAUUCCAAGAAUGUGAUUCAUUGGUCUAACUGUACUAUAAAAGUUAUAUCUGAUUGGAUCAAGGCUGGAAAAUUGGAUUGUCUCUUGUUUAAAAAUCACACUAAACAAUUACCGGCAAAAGAUUUAUAUUUAUAGAGAUUGAACAUAUUAUUUUUGACAUUUUAUUAUUAAUAUGUAAAUAUAAUUAAACUAAUAUAUCUUACUAUACAAUUUUUUUUUGUGUGAGUGAUUUAAAAAAUAAAUUUCUCUGUACGCAUA